AUGGGUCGGGAGUGCCGGCCCGGGGAGGCAGUGUUGUACCGUUCCAGAAUCAUAAUCAUCAAUAUGAACUACCAUGAUACUCCUGCACACGCCGCUAUUCAUCGCCACCCGUGCGUCCACCCCUGGAGGCAGUUCCUUGGACAUCUCUCAGAGGCCCUGGGAAGAGACAGCCAAUGGAAGAAGAGGGCAUGCGAGACAGUGGAGGGCCAUCACAAUGAUGAUGCAGAUGAUGAUGAUGGUGAUGCUGCUGAUACUGUGCCUCUGGGCCUAGAGAAUCUCAGAUCUUGGAGCCUCCCUAUUUUUGAGAGAUGCUUCCGAUGGUGA
Messenger RNA from Penicillium oxalicum, 324 nucleotides. RefSeq lists its product as uncharacterized. Lineage: Eukaryota; Fungi; Ascomycota; Eurotiomycetes; Eurotiales; Aspergillaceae. The record is from RefSeq and is a predicted model, not a curated record. The transcript has a single exon. The coding region runs from base 1 to 324 and encodes 107 amino acids.